This is a messenger RNA of Prunus avium (sweet cherry), 1227 nucleotides long. The record is from RefSeq and is a predicted model, not a curated record. NCBI's taxonomy places the organism in Eukaryota, Viridiplantae, Streptophyta, Magnoliopsida, Rosales, Rosaceae.
AUGGAUUUAAAGAACCCGACUCACCAUAUUGACAGAGUUGUGCAACCCCCUCAAGAAGUUGCGAAAAAUAGGUUGAGGCUUACAACCACAAUAGAGGCCAUUAGGCAUCUAGCAAAUCAAGGAAUGACUUUUAGAGGUGAUGAUGAAUCUCAUGACUCCUUUAAUCGGGGUAAUUUUAUUGAGUUGGUAAAGGCUUUUGCAAGAAUGAAUGAAGAAGUUGAAAAAGUUGUGUUACAAAAUGCUCCUUUAAAUGCCCAAUAUAUUUCACAUAAGAUACAAAAGGAGAUCCUAAAUAUCUAUGCUAACAAAGUGAGGAAGAGGAUACGCGAUGAAAUUGGGGAAGAUGAGAAAUUUUGUAUUCUCGUUGAUGAAGCACUUGACGAUUCUAAGAAGGAACAAAUGGCUAUUAUCAUAAGAUUUGUUAGUUGUGAUGGGCAUAUUCGAGAAAGGUUUUUUAAUAUUGUGAGUGUUCAUGACACUAAUUCCUCAACUCUUAAAAGUGAUGUUUGUAAAGUGUUUAGUAAGCAUAGUCUUUUAGUAAGCAAUACGCGUGGUCAAGGAUAUGAUGGUGCUAGCAAUAUGCGUGGUGAAUGGAGUGGCUUACAAGCAUUAUUUCUCAAUGACUGUACAAAAAUGGAGCUUGAUGAGUUGAGAAACAAUGGUUGGGAUGAUUUUAUACAGAGUGUACGAUCAUUUUGUGAAAAACAUGAAAUUGGUAUGCCUGAUAUGGGUACUCGUCAUACAAUGGGCACUGUGCGUUCUUGUCAACAAAAAGAUUGUAUCACAAUGGAGCAUUAUUAUCAUAUGGAUGUAUUUAAUGAGGUAAUAGAUUAUCAUUUGGGGGAGUUAAAUACUAGAUUUCCAUAUGAAACUGUGGAACUCCUUCGUCUUAGCUCAUCAUUGGAUCCCCGUGAUGCUUUCAAGCGAUUUAACAUUAAUGAUAUAUACACUCUUGCUGAUAAAUUUUAUCCUCAAGAUUUCACUACAACUGAGUUGCAGGCUUUAAAUCAACAACUGAGAUUUUAUAAGAUUGAUAUGGAUCACAAUCCAACCUUCAAGAAUCUUGAUUCCAUUCCUAUAUUACUUGAGCGCUUAGUGGAAACAAGAUUAGCACAAACCUACUACUUGAUUGACAGAUUGAUUCGUUUGGUGUUAACUCUUCCUAUUUCUACAGCAACAACAGAACGAGCAUUUUCUUGUAUGAGACUGAUCAAAAAUUGGCUUUGA